Messenger RNA from Prunus dulcis (almond), 382 nucleotides. RefSeq lists its product as uncharacterized. Gene Ontology annotation, biological process: translation; protein-RNA complex assembly. Gene Ontology annotation, molecular function: structural constituent of ribosome. The record is from RefSeq and is a predicted model, not a curated record. The annotation marks the transcript as partial. The transcript is spliced from 2 exons. Gene Ontology annotation, cellular component: cytosolic large ribosomal subunit; ribosome. NCBI's taxonomy places the organism in Eukaryota, Viridiplantae, Streptophyta, Magnoliopsida, Rosales, Rosaceae.
AUGAAGACGAUUUCCACCGACAAUAUAUUCCAAAAUGGCCAAAUCCAUCCUGUGUUCCCAAUUUUCAACCUAGAUCUCUUGUUCGCCGAUGCUGACGACGAUGAUUUUUCCAUAGCCAAAAGGGCUGCCGCUUCCUCUUCCUUUUUGCAGCCGCCAUUGAAGAAGCUCUUCUUUGAACAGCGAGAUACGCCGAACUUGCCGAAGCAAAUCCACGAGAUUAAGGAUUUCCUUCUAACUGCAAGAAGGAAGGAUGCACACUCUAUCAAAAUCAAGAGGAGCAAAGAUGCUGUCAAGUUUAAGGUUCGAUGCUCCAAGUACCUUUACACUCUUUGCGUGUUUGAUUCGGAGAAGGCCGACAAGUUGAAGCAAUCCCUUCCUCCAG